Molecule: messenger RNA, 4617 nt
Organism: Cottoperca gobio
Lineage: Eukaryota; Metazoa; Chordata; Actinopteri; Perciformes; Bovichtidae
Gene: roraa
Product: RAR-related orphan receptor A, paralog a
Biological process (GO): regulation of transcription by RNA polymerase II
Cellular component (GO): nucleus
Molecular function (GO): zinc ion binding; nuclear receptor activity; RNA polymerase II cis-regulatory region sequence-specific DNA binding
Source: RefSeq, a predicted model, not a curated record
CUUUCCAGUGUGCAUGACUGGAACUCUCUCUAGCGCUGCUAGUGGACAAUCAGACCUACACACCCACCUCCAGACACACUCGCAUUUCUCAUUUCUUACUUCUAGUCUAAAUUAGAUAGCAAGACGUAGUGCCGGAGCUCACAGAUCGCAUAGAAUUAGUUUUAAGUACGAGCGGUAGUUAAACAGCAAAUCUGAAAUUCAACAUGGAGUCCCCUCCAGAUCCAGCGAGCGACCCGGGCAACAGCGCCUCGGAGCCGGCUACCCCGGUCAGGGAAACCCCGGUAAACCUGGAGACGCUCCGAAAAUCGGACCAUCCAGCCCCGGUUCGAAGGCAGACCUGUUCAAGUACCAACAGAGGUAUCUCGGUAGCAAAGAAGACGCAUACCUCUCAAAUCGAAAUAAUUCCCUGCAAGAUCUGUGGAGACAAAUCAUCAGGCAUCCAUUACGGCGUGAUAACAUGUGAAGGCUGUAAGGGCUUCUUCAGGAGGAGUCAGCAGAGCAAUGCAGCCUACUCCUGCCCCCGUCAGAAGAACUGCCUGAUCGACCGCACCAGCCGCAACCGCUGCCAGCACUGCCGGCUGCAGAAGUGCCUGGUAGUGGGCAUGUCACGAGAUGCGGUAAAAUUUGGCCGCAUGUCGAAGAAGCAGCGAGACAGCCUGUACGCUGAGGUCCAGAAGCACCGGCUGCAGCAGCAGCAGCAGCGUGAACAACAACAACAGCCGGGAGAGGCGGAGCCGCUCACACCUAGCUAUGGCCUCUCAGCCAAUGGCCUCACAGAGCUCCAUGACGACCUCAGCGGCUACAUGGAUGGUCACACCCCUGACGGCAGCAAACCAGACUCGGCGGUCAGCAGCUUCUACCUGGACAUCCAGCCAUCUCCUGACCAGUCAGGCCUGGACAUCAACGGCAUCAAGCCGGAGCCCAUCUGCGACUUUGCCCCCGGCUCUGGCUUCUUCCCUUACUGCUCCUUCACCAACGGAGAAACGUCCCCAACAGUGUCCAUGGCUGAACUAGAGCACCUGGCCCAGAACAUCUCCAAGUCACACAUGGAGACAUGUCAGUACCUGAGGGAGGAGCUGCAGCAGAUGACCUGGCAGGCCUUCCUACAGGAGGAGGUCGAGAGCUACCAGAGCAAGCCCCGGGAAGUCAUGUGGCAGCUGUGUGCUAUCAAAAUAACAGAGGCCAUUCAGUAUGUGGUGGAGUUCGCCAAGCGCAUCGACGGCUUCAUGGAGCUGUGUCAGAACGAUCAGAUAGUGCUGCUGAAAGCAGGCUCUUUGGAAGUUGUGUUUGUCAGAAUGUGCCGUGCCUUUGACUCGCAAAACAACACCGUCUAUUUUGAUGGAAAGUAUGCUGGACCCGAUGUGUUCAAGUCAUUAGGCUGUGACGACUUGAUCAGCUCCGUCUUCGAGUUUGGGAAAAACUUGUGUUCUAUGCACCUGUCUGAGGAUGAGAUCGCCCUGUUCUCCGCCUUCGUGUUGAUGUCUGCUGACCGGUCUUGGCUCCAGGAGAAGGUGAAGGUGGAGAAACUUCAGCAGAAGAUCCAACUGGCCCUUCAGCACGUCCUGCAGAAGAACCACAGAGAGGAUGGAAUUCUUACAAAGUUGAUAUGCAAAGUGUCGACACUGCGAGCGCUGUGCAGUAGGCAUACAGAGAAGCUUACAGCUUUCAAAGCAAUAUACCCAGACAUUGUGCGUGCCCACUUCCCCCCCUUAUACAAGGAGCUGUUCGGAUCAGACUUUGAGCAGUCCAUGCCCGUUGACGGGUAGCAGCCCUGCCAGGUGCCAGUGUGCCCACCGUAGGGGAAUGUGGAGGAGGAAUCUGAGACACUUUAUUGGUGCCCUGCACAAACCAGAGCGGACAGAUUGCACGAUGUUCAACUUCUUCUUUUACAUUGGAGGGGAGGGCUUAGGGAGUUGAUUCUCAAGGUUUACUUUAUUGAAUUUAGUUCUCUUUUGAAGACCUGUGGGACCCAACACCCCAUGGGACAUGAAGAGGAAAUAGGGACAAAUAAUUUCUGUCUGGUUGAACUUGACCCUCUUUUGCGCAUUUCAUGAUUCACUUCAUUCAUUCAUUAUCACCAGUAUUUAUUGCAUCGCCAUUAUUAUGAUUUACCUGUGUAUCUGACUUUAUUACUGAGUCACUUUUGGAAUUAAAAUAGUUGAAGACAUCUUCAAUUAGAAGGUAAAUCCGCAGCAGUAUUAUUUUUCAGAUUACAUUCCCAAAAAAAAGUGUUUUCACCUUCAAAACUUUGAAUAGUCUUAUCGCUACCUCCCCAAACUGAAAUACAAAGCUGACAAAUGCGCACAUUUUGGUCAAGUUCAGCCCCUUUAUCUUUUGUGUUCAGUCGUAUCUUUUUGGACGCAGUUCUUGGAAUGAAAACUCACGGCGACUUUGAGGGAGGGUCUGUCGGCAAGGUGAUGCAAUCGGCACCUCUCUAUGGACAAUCGUUUAAAAAAAGAAAAAAGAAACAUAGAAUUCUGGUAAUUCUAAUGAAAACGCAAUGAUUUUAGCUGUCAAAGACUCCAUCCACCAUUGUUGCAUAGUGAAAUCAUGUAAGGCCAUCUGCUAUUAAUCCUUCUCUGGACAGGUGCCCUGGAGAAGCACGGGGCACCAACACAAUGAAAAGGGUCCAUUCCACCUGUUUUAUAAUGUACUACAGGGUAUAUGGUCAUAAGUACUUACUAUACAGAAAAAAAGUAAUGUUUAUAGAAUCUAUUUUAAAUAACAUGUAUGAUAUUAGUAGUUAGACCAUUCUUAAUUGUUGAAUUGAUAAGGCACUUUUAUUUACACCUUUCUUUAAUUUAAGACUUGUAUAUUUACCUAGUGAUGUGUUGCAUGUGCACAAGAAAUUCAAGUUGAACCAUGGUCACAGAGGCUAGUCCUGGGAGCUGCAGAUGAUACCGGUCUGGAAGUGUAAGGGCUGUCUGUUAGGAUUGCUGGCGAGGCUGCUGAUUGGUGAACAACGAGGCGUGGAUGAGAAGACAGGUUAAAAGGAGCUCUAUUAAAUUGUUACCUCAACAACCACCUGCAUGUCACCUGUCAAAAUGUAGCUCUGAUACUCCUUUUAGAGAGAAAUGCACACGAACAGUAACGGACAACAAACCUUGUAGUGACGUUACAGUCUCGUGGCUUUCUUUGUCUUCGUUACGAACACACCUGGAUUGAAACCGCCUUUGUUUAAACCUUUUUAAAAUACGAGAACAAACUAAGGCAUUGCCUGGUGAGACAUUUGCAACACACCGGCGUUCAUAUUAUUUUCCAAAUAUUUUGUACUAAUUUUACUUCACCCUCACGUGUGAAGUAAAAAAAAAAGGCCACAAGGAAACAUAGAAAUCAAACAUCUCAGCCAGGUUUUACAAAUCAACAUUGAUUACCCGUGUGGUCGGACUGGAAGGAGCCACACACACACACACACACAUAGACUGUAAUCCAAUUGUUCCAUCUAGUGGAAGGUAAAGAUACAGCAGGCAAAUUGACAGCCUAAUGAAAACACAAGGUCUAACCUUAAAGCACAUUCAUGAGCCUCCGUCAAAAAUGUUUCAAGGGUUUUUUUGUAGUUGUUUUGAGUUUCUUUAUCUGCCUUCUCACCACAGCCUCAGCCUCAGCAACGCCACAACAGGACACAGAAGGAACAGUGAAGGGAAAGUGAAUAUUCAAAGCCUUGUCUGGUAGUAAAGCUUCUAUUUUUGUAACAUGUUUUGGUUAAUAAACUCAUGAAAGAGAACGAGGGAGAGAAAAAGAUGUCAGGUAGCACUUAACUAUAUUCCUGCAAUAAUUAGACUCGCUGUUGUUUGUAUGAUUAGGGGAGAAACAUAAAAAUGGUAGGACAAGUGCUAUUUUCAGAAUGCUUUGUUGUUGUGCUUCUGUUUUGUUGAGUGUGUCUUUCUUGUCAGUGUGGUAGUAAAGUGGUAGAAAAAACCCUGGAUGUGCCAAACAGUAGUCGUUGCUUCCGCUUUCCAGUCUACUCGUCUAUAAUGUAGAAUGGAUUCCUAAGACAUUCCAGCAAUCUCAGUAGCGGCUUCUAGAAAUAUCUUUAAAAAAAAAAAAAAAAAGAGCGAGGAAAAUGGAAAAAGAAAAAAAAUGAUAUCCCUUUAGAAACCCAACAAAGCAUGUUGAUACAUCUGUCACCAACCGUAACAUAGAAUCCAGUUGUUUGUCUUUUGUUUUCUGUUUGCACACGAUCAUUCCUCUGCCGUGCAAUUUGUACAAGGCGUUAAUGCCUUGUGCUGUCACCCCUCAGGGAAGAGUUUCUUUUGCGCUUUCUGUUUGAGAGGACAUUUGUUUGUACUCAUUAGGUUUAGUUUGUGUUUUGUUUUGUUUUUGUCAGGGAUGUUCCAUGAGAAGUGGUUUAGAUUUAAUAUUUGAAUAUUCAUCACAAUUUUACAUUUGUAUUGACGUCCUCAAGGGGCCCCCCCAGCCACUCAAAGACCACUGCGCCCCUACGGACAAGUUCAAGAAAAUGUCAUUUGUAUAAAAAAAAGAACAAACCCCAUCACUUUUACAAGCCGCAGUUUUAUCAGUACACAGCAUAUUCCUGUCACACACAAAAAAAAAAAAAUCAGUUUUGGUUUCAAACGGUGUCAUCAGGGUCUUUAAAAAUGAUAACCCUCUUUGUUA